CUAGUUUAGCGAAAUAAACAGCAACAACGAACUAUUGUUUAAACAAAACGAUAUAAAAGCCAACAAAUAUAAUUGAAUAAAAACAUUAGAGUUCAAUAGCCAGUCAAGUAAAGUGCAGUAAAGCAAAAGCAAAUGGAAUAAUAUUAUUUUAAAAAAUACUGCUUCAACAAAAAGAACAAUUGAAAGAAACGAAUACAAGGCAAUUAAUAUUUUGUUGACUCACAAGUGCAGCUAAUUGAAGCUAAUUUAGUUAAAACCCUGAAUAAAAAGAACCAAAUAUUUUGAGAUAAAUUAUGAGAUUCUUAAUAAUAACAUUAUUUCUGUUAUGUAGUGCAAACACAUUAAUUUGUUUGACGGACAAUAGUAAAGAUGUGGAGUCUGAAGAUUAUGAUGAAGAUUAUCCAGUGGCUGAAUUAAAUUCUCAGGAUAAAAAUUUGGAUAUUAAUCAAGCUUUGGAGGAUGAAAAUGAUGAUGAUGAGUAUUGUGAGUGGUUAAAAUGUGAUAAAGAUUUGCGGCAAGAGAGAGGCUUUCGUAGAUUUCUGGAUGUGCCUUUUCUAAAGAAACUUGUUAGAAAUUUAAGUCCCUUUUCACGUCCUAGACUGGAAAUGCAUUUUUAUCUGUUCAAACGGGAGUUUCCUGACUGUGGCAGGGAGCUGAUAAUUGGUGAUGUUAAUUCAUUGAGAGCAUCCGGUUUGGAUGCUUCAAAGCCAACCAGAAUCAUUAUCCAUGGUUGGAUGAGCCAGUCUAGAGGUUCCUUUAAUCGUGAUAUUAAAAAUGCUUACCUCAAGAAUGGAGACUUUAAUGUGAUUAUAGCUGAUUGGAGUUCCCAUGCUGCCAAUAUCAACUAUUUCCAUGUGGUCAGACUAAUCGAGACCUUUGGUGCCUAUGUGGCUCAAUUUACCAACUAUUUAGCGGAAAAGGCCCAAAUUAAAUACGAUGAUAUCUAUCUUAUUGGCCAUUCAUUGGGUGCUCAAAUAGCUGGUGCAGCCGGCAAACGUAGCUGGCCCAACAGAUAUAAUACCAUAUUUGCUUUGGAUCCUGCUGGACCCAAAUUUCGCAAGAAGAGUACUGAUUUCCGUAUUGAUCCCACAGAUGCCAAAUAUGUGGAGAGCAUACAAACAAGUCGUAAUUUGGGUUUCUUAGAGCCAACCGGAAAUGCUACAUUUUAUCCCAACUAUGGCAGCUAUCAAAAGAAAUGUUACUAUGUGGGCUGUUCUCAUAUAAGGGCCUAUAAAAUGUUUGUGGAAUCCCUAAAUUCCCCUCUGGGAUUUUAUGGUUUGAAAUGUUUGCGUCGCCAGCGAGAGUGGAAUUGUAAUGAUACGGAUACACGGGAUUAUCGUAUGGGUGGAGAACCUUCAAUACCCAAAAGUGGUUUGUUUUAUGUGGACACCAAUAGCAAAGAACCCUUUGCCUUGGGUAGAGUAAUUUUGUCAGGGAAUAAUGAAAAUUGAUAAUACAAAUAAUUCUUAUUAUGUAGCUUUAAUUAAACAAAGACAACAAGUACCUGAGAUUAACUAUAAUUAAUGUUAUUUAUUAAAAAUUAUUUAUUUUAAUUUAAUACCCUUAAGAUCUCUUAAAAAUUUGCUUAGAAUAAAAAAAAUUUUAAA
This is a messenger RNA of Calliphora vicina (urban bluebottle blowfly), 1607 nucleotides long. RefSeq names its product phospholipase A1 2-like. The transcript is spliced from 3 exons. Gene Ontology annotation, biological process: lipid catabolic process. Gene Ontology annotation, molecular function: lipase activity. Bases 294 to 1451 code for a protein of 385 amino acids. Lineage: Eukaryota; Metazoa; Arthropoda; Insecta; Diptera; Calliphoridae. The record is from RefSeq and is a predicted model, not a curated record.